This is a messenger RNA of Akanthomyces muscarius, 732 nucleotides long. RefSeq lists its product as uncharacterized. NCBI's taxonomy places the organism in Eukaryota, Fungi, Ascomycota, Sordariomycetes, Hypocreales, Cordycipitaceae. The transcript is spliced from 4 exons. Bases 1 to 732 code for a protein of 243 amino acids. The record is from RefSeq and is a predicted model, not a curated record.
AUGUCUUCUGAAAAAAUUGUCUUUUUUGACCUCCCAAGCAAGGAACCGUGCGUUGCUUGGUCCCUCAACCCGUGGAAGACUCGCCUGUUGUUGAACUACAAGGGCUUGGACUACGAAACAAAAUGGAUUGAGUACCCAGACAUCAAGCCGACGCUCCAGCCUCAUAUUGAGCCUAAUGAUACACGUUGGCCAUACACCAUUCCCGCCAUCAAGUUCCCUGAUGGGACCUGGUCCCAGGAGUCGCGCAGGAUUGCCGACCUCAUUGAGAAGCGGUACCCCGAGCCGUCUGCGCACCUUGAUUCCCCUUACCAGAGCCGGAUCGAGGAGGUGGUGCCCAGGGCAUUUCGGCCGCUUAUGGCCAUUGGCCUGAACCAGAUUCCCAAGCGGUUGCUCAAUCCCGCUAGCGUUGAGUACUGGAUGAAGGACCGAACCGAUAUUGUCGGUUGUGAUCUGGCCGAACACGAGGCUAAAAACGGCGGCGAGGCUGCCUUCGCUGCGGCUGCGCCAGCCCUGCAGGAAGUGACUGCGAUGCUGAAGGAGAACCCGGAUGGCCCUUUUUUCAGUGGAAAAGAAGUAAGCUACGCUGAUUUUGUCUGGAUUUCUACACUUUACUUCUUUAAGCGCAUUGGCGAUGAUAUGUACGAAGGCGCCCUCAAUGCCUCCGGUGACCGCACAGUCCACGAAAUCAUUCUCAAGGCUGCUGAACCUUGGUUGAAGAGAGGAGAUCGCUGA